Symbiodinium natans is the source of this 1185-nucleotide messenger RNA. The record is from the annotation of a GenBank genome assembly. Lineage: Eukaryota; Dinophyceae; Suessiales; Symbiodiniaceae.
AUGACUGGCGCUCCCAUUCGCAAGCUGCUUGUCGAUGCUCGCACCGUGGUCAGGGAGCUGAAGGAGAUGUUGGAGGCACCGGCCAAAACACCAGCCGCAUAUCUCGACCUUCUUUGCGAGGGACAGGUGCUCGCUGAUGUUUCCUGCAUCUCUCACAGUUUCGCCCGGGCGGACUGCGUGGAGUUGCUGGCUUUCCGCACGGAGGCGCCCAGUUUCCUCGCGACGGAGGGAAAGGACGUGAAGGUGGUGAAGUACAUCAUGGAAGCUUUGUGGUACUUUACUGAAGCAGACAGGGAUGGCAGCAUUGUCAAUGAGCGAGAUGACGAUGUCAUCGGUGGCUUCUAUGACGCCUGCACCCGGUGCACCGGCCUGCAUUAUGCAGCCAUUGGGGGCCAGGCCCGCAUCGCCAAGACGUUGCUGGACCAUUCCGCCUUUCGGGUGGCCGAUGCCCUGGCAGAUAUCCCCUUGCCCAACGACUUCAACUUCGGCUACGACGUGGAGGACUACUGCGAACGCUCUUGCACAGCCCUUCACGCUGCGAUUGCGUGGGGCCAUGGGGAGAUCUGCUCGCUCCUGCUGAAGCACCGGCGCUUCAGAGCCGUGGCCAGGGCGAACGCCGCAGGGCAGACGGCACUUCACAUGGCCGUUGUUGAGGAGCUCCUGGCAGAUGGGCGGGUGGACCUCCACGCCCGGACACGCGAAGGCCACACCGCGCUGGACUUGGCACUGCUCCUUCGCCAGCAGCCCUACCGGGGAAGAGCCGUGGACUCUGAGAGAAUGAUUGCGAGGCUCCUUGAGGGAGCAGGCAGCAUGAUAUGGGACGUGCUGGAGGAAGCUGCACAUGACCUGGACAGACGGCUCGUGCGCGACACCGUCGGGCGCCUCCGCGGAAUGGACAAGUUCCGGGCAGGAAUUCUCAUGGGUAAAGGCGGGAAAGGCCACCUGAACACAGCGCUGCUGUUUUCAGAAGACCUUACAGCAAAGGAGGCUCACCGCCGCAAGCGUGACUUGCGGAAGCGGAAGGAAGUUCGAAAGCAGCAACAUGUUUACAGGAAGGCUCUGAGUGAGCAAGCCCAUGACAGAAGGCGGCCUGGCAAAUCAUCAACGAGGCCCAAAUCCAAAAGCUCUCCGAAGCAGACGGAGUUUGCUUUCACGCUUUGCCUCGGAACCUCCUCGGUUGUCUGA